Molecule: messenger RNA, 3178 nt
Organism: Cuscuta campestris
Lineage: Eukaryota; Viridiplantae; Streptophyta; Magnoliopsida; Solanales; Convolvulaceae
Source: the annotation of a GenBank genome assembly
CUAGACUGCUGCCGUCUGUGAUCUUCCUUUGCUCUAAAUUUAUUUAUUACAAGUUGAAGCAUAGAGUAUGUGGACCACCCGGACGACAAAGAGACGAUAGGAUGGCAGACUUCUCUUCUCCCUCAUUAUAAACGAUCUGUUCUUCAUUCUCCUCCUCAAUUCACCAAACAAGAUUUCCGAGAAAUUUCAGAUUAAGCUCUCAAAAUUCGACAUCUUCGUUCAUCGUAAGUUCUGUGUGCUCGAAGAAUGAACCCAGACAAGUUUACCAACAAGACCAAUGAGGCCCUCGCCGAGGCACACGGGCUGGCCAUGAACGCCGGUCACGCCCAAUUUACGCCGCUGCACGUCGCCGCCGCCUUGCUUUCACAGCACGACGGGAUUUUGUUUCAAGCCAUUGUCAAUGCCAGUGGCAGCGAAGAGACGGCCAGAUCUGUUGAGAGGGUUUUCAAUGCAGCGAUGAAGAAACUCCCCUCGCAGACCCCGUCUCCGGACGAAAUUCCUGCAAGCACUUCGCUGAUUAAGGCGAUUAGGAGGGCGCAGGCGCUUCAGAAGGCGCACCAGGACUCGCAUCUGGCUGUGGAUAAGCUGAUUUUAGGGUUGUUGGAGGAUUCGCAGAUCGGAGACCUUUUGAAGGAAGGUGGAAUUAGUUCGGCUAGGGUUAAGUCAGAGGUUGAGAAGCUUAGGGGAAAGGAAGGGAGGAAGGUGGAAAGUGCUUCCGGAGAUACCACAUUCCAAGCACUCAAAACAUAUGGCCGCGAUUUGGUGGAGCAAGCUGGGAAACUGGAUCCCGUGAUUGGUAGGGAUGAAGAAAUCCGAAGGGUUGUUCGGAUCCUUUCAAGGAGGACGAAGAACAAUCCGGUUCUAAUUGGAGAGCCUGGUGUUGGAAAAACUGCUGUUGUUGAGGGAUUAGCACAAAGAGUUGUUAAAGGAGAUGUUCCAAGCAAUCUUUCUGAUGUUAGGCUUAUUGCUCUGGACAUGGGGGCACUGGUUGCAGGAGCCAAGUACAGGGGUGAAUUUGAGGAAAGAUUGAAAGCCGUGUUGAAGGAAGUAGAAGAAGCAGAAGGGAAAGUGAUUCUCUUCAUAGAUGAGAUUCAUCUGGUCUUGGGUGCUGGCCGUGCAGAGGGAUCAAUGGAUGCUGCCAAUCUCUUUAAGCCAAUGCUUGCAAGAGGCCAAUUAAGGUGCAUUGGCGCAACAACUCUUGAGGAGUACAGAAAGUAUGUGGAGAAAGAUGCUGCGUUUGAGAGGCGGUUCCAGCAGGUUUAUGUUUCUGAGCCCAGCGUUCCUGACACCAUCAGCAUCCUGAGAGGGUUGAAGGAGAAGUACGAAGGGCAUCACGGUGUCAAAAUCCAGGACAGGGCACUUGUGGUUGCAGCCCAGCUCUCUGCUAGGUACAUCACAGGACGGCAUCUGCCCGAUAAGGCAAUUGACUUAGUUGAUGAGGCUUGUGCCAAUGUGAGAGUUCAGCUUGACAGUCAACCUGAAGAAAUCGACAAUCUUGAGAGGAAGAGGAUUCAGUUGGAAGUGGAACUUCAUGCCCUUGAAAAGGAAAAAGAUAAAGCCAGCAAAGCUCGGCUUGUUGAGGUGAGGGAGGAGCUUGAUGACCUGAGGGACAAGCUCCAGCCUCUCAUGAUGAAAUACAUUAAGGAAAAGGAGAGGAUUGAUGAGCUCCGGAGGCUGAAACAGAAGCGUGACGAACUCAUGUAUGCCUUGCAAGAAGCUGAGAGGAGAUAUGACCUCGCCAGAGCAGCUGAUCUGAGAUACGGUGCAAUUCAGGAGGUGGAAUCUGCAAUUGCCAGGCUUGAGAGCAGUGGGUCGAGUGAGGGUGAUGCAAUGCUAACGGAGACAGUAGGGCCAGAUCAGAUUGCUGAGGUUGUGAGCCGGUGGACAGGAAUACCGGUCACCAGGCUAGGCCAAGAUCAGAAAGAGAGGUUGAUUGGGCUUGCAGCCAGAUUGCACCAAAGAGUUGUGGGACAGGACCAAGCCGUGAAUGCAGUUGCAGAGGCAGUUCUGAGGUCCCGAGCAGGACUGGGAAGGCCACAACAGCCGACCGGUUCUUUCCUCUUCUUGGGUCCAACUGGUGUUGGCAAGACUGAGCUUGCGAAAGCCCUUGCGGAGCAACUGUUUGAUGACGACAAGCUAAUGGUUCGGAUCGACAUGUCUGAGUACAUGGAACAACACUCUGUUGCCAGACUCAUUGGAGCCCCACCCGGGUACGUUGGGCAUGAAGAAGGUGGCCAGCUGACAGAAGCAGUUAGGAGAAGACCUUACAGUGUUGUGCUACUCGAUGAAGUCGAAAAGGCCCAUACCAGUGUUUUCAACACCCUACUCCAAGUCCUAGAUGAUGGAAGGCUGACCGAUGGGCAAGGCCGAACUGUCGAUUUCACCAACACUGUAAUCAUCAUGACUUCAAACAUCGGAGCAGAGUAUCUACUGAAUGGCCUCCUUGGGAAGUGCCCAAUGGAGAGCGCCCGUGAGAUGGUGAUGCAGGCAGUGAAGAAGCACUUCAAGCCAGAGUUGCUGAACCGGCUGGAUGAGAUUGUAGUGUUUGAUCCUCUGUCUCAUGAGCAACUGAGGAAGGUAUGCCGACUGCAGCUGAAGGAUGUAGCCGUGCGCCUUGCUGAGAGGGGGAUCGCUUUGGGGGUCAGUGAGGCUGCUUUGGAUGUUGUGCUGGCAGAAAGCUAUGACCCGGUGUAUGGUGCAAGGCCGAUUCGCAGAUGGUUGGAGAAGAAGGUGGUGACCGAACUGUCGAAGAUGCUGGUGAAGGAGGAGAUUGAUGAGAACUCAACUGUUUUCAUAGACGCUGCUGGUCCUAACGCAAAAGCGCUCUCGUAUCGGGUGGAGAAGAAUGGAGGUCUGGUGAACGCCAAAACUGGCCAGAAAUCUGAUGUACUCAUCCAAGUCCCUAAUAACAACAGCACAACGAGCGAAGCUGCUCGCACAGUUAAGAAGAUGAAGAUUGAGGAAUUGGAAGAAGAGGAUGAUGAUGUGAUGGAGGACUAAGAAGCCAUGGGUGAUCAAGGGACACUCUGUUUGUGUGCAGUUGUUUUGGUUUUUGUUUUGAGUUUGCCCACCAGCCCAAGGGCAAAAAUGUAAUCUUUCCUUUUGUUCACAUGGUUUUAGUUUGAUGUUUGAAAUCUUUUUUUUGUUCACAUAAUUUGAGUAAAUGCCCAUUUCUUGA